This is a messenger RNA of Thamnophis sirtalis, 719 nucleotides long. Lineage: Eukaryota; Metazoa; Chordata; Lepidosauria; Squamata; Natricidae. The record is from RefSeq and is a predicted model, not a curated record.
AUGACUGGAUCAAAUGAAUUUAAGCUGAACCAACCACCAGAAGAUGGAAUCUCAUCAGUGAAAUUCAACCCAAACACCUCUCAGUUUCUGCUAGUUUCUUCUUGGGAUACAACUGUUCGAUUGUAUGAUGUUCCUGCUAAUACAAUGAGACUCAAAUAUCAACACACUGGAGCAGUACUUGACUGUGCUUUUUAUGACCCAACACAUGCCUGGAGUGGAGGAUUAGAUCGGCAGCUGAAAAUGCAUGACUUGAACACUGAUCAAGGUGGCUCUGAUGGCUUUGUCAAUAUUUGGGAUCCGUUCAACAAAAAAAGACUCUGCCAAUUUCACCGGUACCCUACCAGUAUAGCUUCACUAGCUUUCAGUAUUGAUGGGACUACUCUUGCAAUAGCAUCCUCAUAUAUGUAUGAAAUGGAUGACAUUGAACAUCCUGAAGAUGGUAUCUACAUUCGCCAAGUGACUGACGCAGAGACAAAACCCAAGUCAACUUAAUCUUGAUCAAAAACCUACUACUAGCAAAACAAAUUAAUCCUUGGAUUAAAUGAAGAUGUUUCAAUGUUGGCAUAAUGUUUUCAUUGGGUAUAUUGUAAUGUUUUUUUUUUUUUUUAAAAAAAACCCCAUAGCCAAGAAUUGUUCUUUUUGUUCAUCUGACUUUGAAAUAUUCCUGUAAGCUAGUUCAUUCUUUUGAAAUGUGACAGUUGAAUUUUUGUAUAGAUUAA